This is a messenger RNA of Lacerta agilis (Sand lizard), 3527 nucleotides long. RefSeq names its product CASC3 exon junction complex subunit (gene CASC3). NCBI's taxonomy places the organism in Eukaryota, Metazoa, Chordata, Lepidosauria, Squamata, Lacertidae. Gene Ontology annotation, biological process: mRNA processing. The record is from RefSeq and is a predicted model, not a curated record. The transcript has 14 exons. The coding region runs from base 1 to 2127 and encodes 708 amino acids. Gene Ontology annotation, cellular component: exon-exon junction complex. Gene Ontology annotation, molecular function: mRNA binding.
AUGGCGGACCGUCGGAGGCAGCGCGCCUCGCAGGACAGCAGCGAGGACGAGGAGUCCGACUCGCCGCCCGGUAGCGCGGCCCCUUCCCCGCGGGGCGCCCAGCGCUCUGGCCUGGCCGUGGCGGGAGGGGGCGGCGGCGGGGGCGGCGGCGCUGCUGUUGACGCCGUGAGCGCGGAGGCGCCGGUGACGGUGGGAGGCAGCCCGGCCGACUCGGAGUGUGAAAGUGAAGACGGCAUAGAAGGAGAUGCUGUUCUUUCUGACUAUGAAAGUGCUGACGACUCAGAGGCUGAGGAGGGGGAAUACAGUGAGGAGGAAACAUCCAAAGUGGACCUGAAGCGGGAAAGUAAUGAAACUAAUGAGCUGACAAGAAAAUCAGACAAAGGGGAUGAAAAACCAGAAUCGAAAGGCACUGUGGCAGGCGAAAGGCAGAGUGGGGAUGGCCAGGAAAGUACUGAAGCAAUUGAGAACAAGAUUGGCAAAAAGCUUCCUAAGCACCUGGACGAUGACGAGGACCGGAAGAACCCUGCAUACAUACCUCGCAAAGGUCUUUUCUUUGAGCAUGACCUUCGUGGGCAAACUCAGGAAGAGGAAGUCCGGCCUAAGGGCCGCCAGCGCAAGCUGUGGAAAGAUGAGGGACGGUGGGAGCAUGACAAGUUCCGGGAAGACGAGCAGGCACCGAAAACAAGGCAGGAGCUGAUUGCUCUUUAUGGGUAUGAUAUCCGCUCGACACACAACCCUGAUGACAUCAAGCCCAGGAGAGUGCGCAAACCAAGAUUUGGGAGUCCACCACAGAGAGAGCCAGAUUGGGCCAAUGAAAGGCCUAGUAAGCCACCACGGCACCAGAGCCUAGAUAGUACUCCCGUGCCACCCAGGACAUUCAUCAACAGGAACUCCGCAGGGACCGGACGGAUGCCCCCACCGAGGACUUUCCCAAGACCCGGUGGCUACAAAGAGACCCGUCCAUGCUACCGUGCUGUGGAUGUGAACAGCCAGCACGCGCCUCGCUUCAGUGAGCAGUCAAAGCAUGAGAGCAAUUACCGUUCCAGGCGUUCGGAGCCCCUCCCACCACGAGAGCCUUCUCCUGAAGUAGAGAUUCCGCACAUUCGCAACAGUCCUGUUAAAAAGGAAGAGGUGGUUUCAGAAAGCCCAGCAGCUCCUGCAGAUGUUCUGCAGCCACCACCCGAUAGGCCAGUGGAGAAGAAGUCCUAUUCCCGGGCAAGGAGGACUCGGACCAAAGCAGGCGAGACGGGGAAGUUGGCCGAGGAAGUCCCGCUUCCGUUGGGGUUGACUCCUGCACCACUGAAAACUACUGAGGUUAUACCAUCCCCCUCGCCAGCAAAGACUGGUAACUGGGAGGUGCCUGUUGAAGCCAGCCUAGAUGGGCUCGAGCAAGACAUGACCCAGUUAAAUAUAACAGAACAGAAUUGGAGCCCAGGGCAGCCCCAGUUCAUACAACCUCAGGGUAUUCCUAACCAGAUGCACAUUGGAGCAGCCCCACCCCCUCAGUUCAACAGGAUGGAGGAGAUGGGUGUUCAGGCAGGCCGUGCAAAGCGUUACUCAUCACAGCGUCAGAGGCCUGUCCCAGAGCCUGCUCCACCUGUUCACAUAAGCAUAAUGGAAGGGCACUACUAUGACACACUACAGUUCCAGGGACCGAUCUACACUCACAGCGAGAAUCCUGCCCCGCUGCCUCCCCAAGGGGUGAUCGUUCAGCCAGAAAUGCAUCUCUCCCAUCCAGGGUUACAUCCACACCAGACACCAGCACCUUUGACCAACCCUGGUUUAUAUCCUCCUCCUGUAUCCAUGUCGCCAGGACAGCAGCCGCCACCUCCCCCACCGCAACAACUGCUAGCACCGACCUACUUCUCCCCUCCUCCUGGAGUGAUGAAUUUUGGCAAUCCCAGUUACCCCUACCCUCCAGGACCACUUCCGCCGCCACCACCUCCCCAUCUGUAUUCCAAUGCUCAAGCCCAGUCUCAGGUGUAUGGAGGGGUCACCUAUUAUAACACAGUCCAGCAGCAAGUGCAGCCCAAACCUUCACCACCCCGAAGAACUUCGCAGCCUGUCACUAUCAAGCCACCACCUCCUGAGAUUCUCGUUGCAGGUUGUAAACAGGGCUCCAGUUAACAUUUCUAAACGCUAUUGAAGGACAGCAGAAAUGAGAAAUCCAAAGAAAGGAGCAACACUUAAGGACUCUGCACUUUGCUGGUUUCAGUAGAGUACCAGAGCUGGCACCUGUGGCAGGCAGAAGAUGGCUCCUUUGUGUGAGCUUCUCCUCUCCUUUCCAUUGGUAAUAGGUGAUGUACAUGGAUGCAGGCCCUUCUGCUGUGCCAUACCAUGCCAGUAUCUUGAUCAGGGGCCAGAUUGCCCACCAGGAGGGCAUCAGCGAAACCACAUAUCUUUACAGUCUCUCUCUCUCAUCUUGGGACAAAGAGACUGUACAAACAUUGUUGGAUGUAAGAUUUCUCUGCUCACUGAGAGCAAAACCGUUCUCCACAUUCUUUUCCCUUCUUCGUUUGAAUGUUUUUAGGUGUCAAAACUAAAACUACCCAACUCUUUCUUAACGUUAAUUUGAAGAACCUGACUUACAUUGUUUCUAUUGUUUAAUUGGUCUUGUUAACGUUAUUUGAGUUGUGUGGCUUAUCUUCUCCUUGGCUGACUUUUUCCAAUAAUAUGAUUUUAAAAAUAAGUCGUAAUAGUUGUGCAAACUCUUGUUAUUUUCUUGGAUUAAAAUUAUAGAGGAACCUGGAAAAGAGUCACCUUGUCUGAAAGCAGUAGUUGUCUUUUCUGUUGCCACUUUUAUUUUUUUUAGGAGAAAGACUUUAAUUUAGAAUGAGCCCCAGUGAGCAUUUGUCUGCCGAUCAUUUAAUCGUGAGCUGUUCUGACCCCCACAGUGCCAGGGGAAAAAAUGCGAGGGUGGGUGAGGGUAACCAGGCCUAUAUGUGUGGUUGGUAGCCUGUAAACUACCAUUAUUUGACCAGACCUCAUUUGUCCUUCAGAAGGUGCAAGAGGCCUUUGUCCACCUCCUGAAACAACACUGAACCUUCUUUGGAGCUCUUGAAAUGACGGCCUGCAGGCUUUCACCCUGUUUGCCUGCACUUUGCAGCUUAGAUUUUGUCUGCCAGGCUGCAUGGCUUUCACCCAACGCCCUGCACUUCCUACAUAUUUCUAAUUCACUUGCAAAACUGCACUAGGAGGACAAAGCUUAAGUGGUCAGCCUGUAGCCAGUACUAGCUGGACCCUGGCACAAUGAGCCAUCCCUAGCUGGUCUGCUUUUUCAUGCAUGUGUAGCUUCCUACUUGAAAUAUCAGGGUCUGUGUUUCCUUUUAAUUUGAUAACCCUUCUAAUUUAAUUUUCAACAAGUACAGCUGGCAUUUGAAGGAAAAUCCCUGUAUGUUCUAAGUGUAUUUGCUUUUCCUCUGCCUUAAGGUUUGAAAUGUAUCCGUUUAACAUAUCAGUUUUGAAAUAUUAGACCUAAUGACACUGUGAUAGCUAUUUUUUGUUAAUAAAUUUGUUUUGUUCCUGUU